This is a messenger RNA of Prorocentrum cordatum, 4527 nucleotides long. The record is from the annotation of a GenBank genome assembly. NCBI's taxonomy places the organism in Eukaryota, Dinophyceae, Prorocentrales, Prorocentraceae.
AUGACGCUCACCAGCUCUAGCGCCUCCAGCAGCAUCACUUUGUCCAGCACGACGGGAAGCAGCAUGACCACUCUGAGUGGCACUAGUGGCACCAGAAGCACUACCCGGACCGGCACGACGACAAGCAGCAGUUCCAGUGGGAGCAGCACCAGCGUAUCCAGCAGUUCCACUUUGUCGGGCACGACCAGAAGCAGCAGUAGCACUCUUACCAGCAUCAGCACCACCAUCAGCACCUCCCUGACCAGCACGACGGGAAGCAGCAUUACGACUCUCAGCAGUGCAAGCGCAACCAGCAGUACCACCUUGACUAGCAUGACGUUCACCAGCACCACUACGAUUGCCACUACAAGCGUGACCAGCAGCGCCACCCUGACCAGCACGACGUGGAGCAGCAGCACCACGCUUGCCAGCACAAGUGCAACCAACAGCAUUACUUUGACGAGCGCGACGUCAAGCAGUAGCACCACUUCCAGAACAACCCUGACUAGCACGACGGGCACCAGCACCACCACGCUUGCCAGUACAAGUGCGACCAGCAGCGCGACCCUCACGACUGGAAGCAUAACUAGAACUGCAAGCAGCACCAGCGCAACGAGCAGCAUUACUUUGACGAGCGCGACGGGAAGCAGCAGUACCACUGUCAGCAGAACCAGCUCAACCAGCAGCAUCUCUUUGACGAGCACCUCGGAUACCAGCAGUACCACUCUCAGCAGCGCUAGUGCGACCAGCAGCACCUCUGUGACUAGCGUCUCGGAAACCAGCAGCACCACUGUUUCCAGUACAACGCAGAGCAGCAGCACCACACGCAGCAGCACAAGCGCGACCAGUAGGUCGACCGUCUCCACCACGACGGGAAGCAGCAGUACCACUCUCAGUAGCGCAAGCGCAACUAGCAGCGCCACUGUGUCCAGCACGACAAGAAGCAGUAGCACCACUGCCAGCAGCACCAGCGCAACAAGCAGCACCACCCUGACCAGCAAGACAGGAAGCAGUAGUACCACUGUCACUAGCAAUAGCGCCACCAGCAGCAUCACUUCGACGAGCACGACUGGAAGCAGCAGCACAACUGCCAGCAGCACCAGCGCAACCAGCAGCACCAUAUUGACGACCACGACAGUCACAAGCAGUACCACUGUCAGCAGCACCAGCGCAUCUAGCAGCACCACUGUGACCAGCACGACGGGCAGCAGCAGUAACACUGCUAGCAGCACCAGCGCAACCAGCAGCACAACUGCGUCGAGCACGACGGGCAGCAGCAGUACCACUGUCAGCAGCACCAGCGCAACCAGUAGCACAACCGUUUCGAACACGACGGGAACAAGCAGUACCACUCCUAGUAGCACCACCGGAACCAGCAGCACCACUGUUUCCCGUACAACGCAGAGCAGCAGCACCACACGCAGCAGCACAAGCGCGACCAGUAGCACGACCGUUUCCAGCUCCUCGUUGACCAGCACGACAAGAACCAGCAGUACCACUCUGAGCAGCACCAGCGCAAGCAGCAGUUCAACGUUGACCAGCACGACGGGCACCAGCAGUACCACUCUCAGCAUCACAAGCGCUACUAGCAGCACCACUGUGUCCAGCACGACGGGCAGCAGCACCACCACUGCCAGCAGCACCAGCGCAACUAUCACGACUAGCCAAACUAGCACGACAAGAAGCAGUAGCAGUACUCUCACUAGUAACAGCCCUACCAGCAGCAGUACUCUGACGAGCACCACUGUGUCCAGCACGACAAGAAGCAGUAGCACCACUGCCAGCAGCACCAGCGCGACCAGCAGCACCACCCUGACCAGCACGACAAGAAGCAGUAGUACCACUCUCACUAGCAAUAGCGCCACCAGCACUUUUACCCUGACGAGUACGACUUGGAGCAGUAACAGCAAGACCAGCAUCACUCUUACUAGCACUAGCGCAACCAGCAGCACCACUGCUUCCAGCGCGACGGGAACCAGCACCGUUACGCUGACCAGCGCGACGGGGACCAGCAGCACUAUUACAACCAGCAGCCUUAGCAGCAUUACUCGCAGUAGCACAAGUGCAACGAGUACAACCACGGUCUCCAGCACGACGGGAACAAGCACCACCACACGCAGCAGCACAAGCCCAACCAGCAGUACCACGGUUUCCAGUACGACUGGAAGCAGCAGUAGCACUCUCAGCAGCACCAGCGUAACCAGCAGCACAACGGUUUCCAGCACGACGGGCACCAGCAGUACCACUCUCAGCAGCACAAGCGCUACUAGCAGCACCACUGUUUCCAGCACGACGGGCACCAGCAGUACCACUCUCAGCAGCACCAGCAUAACCAGCAGCACCACUGUGUCCAGCACGACUAGAAGCAGCAGUACCACCCUCAGCAGCACAAGCGCCACCAGCAGCACGACUGUGUCCAGCACGAGCGUCACGAUCACCUCAAGCACCACACUCACGAGCACGACGGGCACCAGCUCAUCCACGAUCACCAGUACCACGUUCACCACCAGCAACACCACCACCACAUUCUCCACGACGGCUACCACGAGCACAACGGUUUCCUACACUACGACCAGCAUCAGCACCACCACCACCUCUACGACGACCACAUCGAGCACAACAAGAUCCUCCACGACCACCAGUAGCACCACUUCCACUUCCACUGGCACUUGUACUUGCACGCUUACGACCACGACCAGCACCAGCAGCACUACCAGCGUCACUUCGACGACCUCCACGACCUCCACCUCGAGCACGUCGACCACUCUGACAACCACGAAGACCACGUUUACGGAGACUACCUUCACCACCACGGACACGGGCAAGUCCAUCGUGAUCGGGGGCGACUUCGCCGUGACCGUGCCCUAUCCAUCGGAGUACGUCUUGGCCUGCUCCAACGUGCCAGACGUGCGAGCCGCGCUGCAGAGGUCGGUCGCGGGCUACCUUGGCGGUACCGUGGCGCCCGCGGCCGUCACGGUAUGGUGCGAGCUGAUCGGCGGGCGCCGCGCCACGGCGGGCCGCCGGCUGGCCGGCGUCGUCACCCAUCUGUACGAAGUCGCUGUGCCGGUCGGACACUCCGAUUCGGUCCUCGAGAGAGCAGAAGCGCUGCUGAGCUCCGAGGCUUCCAGCGACGACCUGGCGAGUUUCCUCGCCACCAUCGGUACCGAGCUCUCCAGCGUGUCGGGCAUGGCCAGCAACAUCCCGUCGGAUGUAACUGGAGGCGCCACGCCCUCCAUGGCCACACUAACGACCGUCUCGACCGCCACCACUGUAACGGGAACGACCCUGCUGGCUCCGGGCGCGACGGCCACUGAGAUAGACGAGGCGGCCAAGGAGGCCGAGACUUCGCUCCUGAUGUCGGUGCUCGCCAACGUGGCCCUUGGCCAGCCGCAGUCUGGCGAGGAGCCUGCCUCGACCAGCGGCGGCGUCAUCACCCAGGCGCAGGUGGAGGUCGAGGUGGGCACGGUGGUGGCAGCGGCGCUGAGCGGAGGUACAGAAGAUGCAAACACCACCUCGAACACCACCUCGAACACCACCUCCGCCGUCGUGGCGGUGGCCAGGAGCGCAGUCUCGGUGAGCGUCCCGCUUUCCCUGGUGAGGAACUUGGCGUCGGAGGGUGCUUCGGGGGGUUCCCCGGGGGACGUGGUAUCGCUGGUGGUGACCGCGUUCGGCAAUGAGUCCGCAUCGGCCUUUGAGGCAGAGCCUACUCAGACGUCGACCAGAGUCGUGGCGCUGGUCGCCCCCGUGAGCAUCAAUCUGUACUUCGGCGCUUCGGAGUUGUCGGGCCUGGACUUGAGGGACAAUCCUAUACGCAUCACGCUGGCAGCCGAGAAGCCGGACGGCGCCAGAUGUGCUUACUGGGACGAGGAGAGGCUCAGGUGGGCGUUCGACGGUCUCACGGAGCCCAUGCGCGUGAUCUUUGACAUUUUGUUUGACAGCGUGUUCAGCUACAACGCACUUGCGGGCGAGGCGAGGCGAAUCCACAUCAGAUCUGAGACGUGCUCCAGCUUCGUGGACAGCCACUUCUCGCAGGUUGCGUAUCACGAGGGCCUUGCUGACACCGGGGGCGACACCUUGCGCGGGCGCGAGGGCGACAGCUUCACAGCAGACGACGCGUUCGACAUGUGCCAAGUGUCUCUGACGAAUAUCUACCAGGUGUUGACCAGGGAAGUUGUUGCAGUCGAUGCGCGCGCUGCUGCGGGUCGUGAUGCUCUGGAUCGGUGCGCCACUUGGACUUGGGGCGUGGUGCUCGGGGCCCCGUUGCUCGAUGUCGCUCGUGCGAGUGGGCGGGGGGCGGGCAGCUUCGACCUGGUGGAAGUGACGAUUUGGGAGACGGUGCCGGAACGGAUAGACGCGUCCAGUUUCGCCGUUAUCAUUCAGUUCCCAGCUGCAGCAGCGACCCUGUCUCUGGAGACGGUCAUGGCCAGGAGGAAGACUCAGGAUCUCGGCGAUUUUGCCUUUGAAGCUCUCUGCGCGCCUUCGCCCGUGCGUUCGGCUCCCGCAGCUCCCCCUUAUCGGCCCGCGCCCCUCGCGCCCUCCCUGGCCUGA